GUGUAUAGACAAGUGCAGAUCAUUCUGGGACGAGUAUCUUGAACACUACGUUUUCUGAGAACUAGAAGAAGGAUCGAACUUGCUGAAGUAGAGGAAAUAGCGGACCUUUGGCGAGUGUGAUAACAUACCACGAUGUAUACCGACGGGGGUAACAACGGAGGUAACAUGGACACAGGCGGGAUGGGAGGGAAUGGUAACAAUGGAAAUUGGGGAGGAAGGCACGGCGGCCCGAUCUGCUAUGAAUGUGGGAAGACCGGGCACAUAGCCCGAGACUGCUGGUCAAAAAGGGGGAAGCUGGUACCGCAGGAUGACGAGAUCCAUAUCUUCGUACGGGAUCUAAUGAAGGACAAAGAAGAGAAGCGGAAACGAGAAGAGGAGGAAGAGCGACAACGGGCGAAAGAAGAAAAGGAGAGGAAAAAAGAACUGGAUAUGGCUCGGAGGACAGAGGAGAUUAGGAUGCAAUUACAGGCGGAGAUUGCGGAAAAAUGGAGAAGGCAACAAGAGGAGGCUGCAGAAAAGGCAAGAGAGACCAAAACGGAGAUGAAGUGUACCAGCCCGAAGAUUUCACUGGCCAGCAAGACAGCAAUGAAGACAAAGGAAAGGAAGAAGAAGAUGAAGAAGCCGACGAAGAAAAAGAAAGGGAAGAAGAGGAUUUUGGUGUCUUCGUCAGAAUCAGGGGAAGAAAGCAGUGAAUCGACAUCUGAGGUCUCGUCAGACACAAAAGAAGAGGCACUACGUUUGGUCAAGGUACUACGGGAGAGAAAACAGAAGGUGAAGUCAAGGAGAAGGCAGACAAAGAAGAAAGGCAGUAGGAGAACGCCUACGAGGACCUACGGAAAGGGAGAGAUGUCAAAGAAGUCGACGACACCAAUUUCUCCGACGAGGACAGGAGGGCUCGAAUCAAGGACUCCACUUUCGGCCGGAUACAAGGGUAUCAGCGCAGGCUGCUCACAAGAAGGAUUUGUGGAUUAUACAUUUGCAGUCAUGAAGCAAUACUCCACGAAGAACGUGCCAAAUCUCAAAGAGAUUUGUGACAAAUAUGGGAUUAAGGCGACCAGGAAAGACGAGAUGGUGAUGGAAUUGGUAAAGAGACAGACAAAGGUGGCGUACGAUGGAUUCUUCACUACACCGGUGGGAAAAAAAACGAUGUUGUUGAAGAUCGGCCAGGAUGGGGACGAAGAUGGCAAGACGCCGAUUGAAGUCGUAAAGACGACAAUCACAACAAGAGGAAAGACUAGGCAGGGAGACACACCAAGAGUCACACUCCGUUCGGCACCGACACAAGAGGCAGAUCAACAUUCGAGUUGACUAGCACUGCCCCCUAAUAAGGACGUACUCUGGACUACAUUGGGUACGUGCCUGACAGAACGAGAUAACCUCCGGGGGCAAGGCGCUAGGGGUGAACAAGUUACAAUGAUCGAGCGGCGCAUCACCACGACGACGUUAUUGCUAGGAUUGGUUGGAGAGAUCAAGUGGAUGGAUAAAUACUGCGACAAGUU
This is a messenger RNA of Chara braunii, 1499 nucleotides long. NCBI's taxonomy places the organism in Eukaryota, Viridiplantae, Streptophyta, Charophyceae, Charales, Characeae. The record is from the annotation of a GenBank genome assembly.